Molecule: messenger RNA, 657 nt
Organism: Cotesia congregata
Lineage: Eukaryota; Metazoa; Arthropoda; Insecta; Hymenoptera; Braconidae
Source: the annotation of a GenBank genome assembly
AUGUUCGCCAAUCUGAUAUUCUUCUGCUUGGCAGCUGGUGCUAUUGCCCAGUCGUCAGCAUCAGCUAGAAGCGCAUCCUCUUCAUCAGCAUCAGCGUCAUCUCAAGCUUCAUCAUCUGGGAAUUCCGGAUGGACCUAUGGUACGUGUCCCGAAAUUGUUGGGGCGCCUCUUGAUAUGAACAAAAAAUCUGGAUAUUGGUAUGAAGUUCAACGCAGCGCUAACGAUAACUUCGGCUUAGAUAGAUGUGUCAAAGCGAUUUGGCGGAAACCAGUCAACGGCGUCUCCAAUGUUAUAAACAAAAGUUUCUCAACUGUCGCUAGCAUAACUGAGACAACUGUUUUACGAGUGGAACAAAGAGGACCAAAAAUUUAUUUCACGUACCAUGUUCCAAUUUUGGGAACGAUCAUACCGAACCAUGUGUACCUGGACAUCGAUUACGACAAUUAUGUGAUAGCCUGGACCUGCGAAAAUCGCGGAAACCAACAUCGUGAAACAGUUCUUGUGCUAUCAAGAUAUCCGAGGUUACCCAAUAACAUUUACCAGGCGGAACGUAAUGCAUUCGCUAAAUUCAACCUCACAAUGCCACAAAUGGUCAGCAACGACUUGUCAAAUUGCCGCCAACUAUAUGAUUCUUAUGAUUAUGGCAACUAUAUGUAA